Monodelphis domestica (gray short-tailed opossum) is the source of this 2549-nucleotide messenger RNA. It is a transcript of the gene TUBE1, whose product is annotated as tubulin epsilon 1. Lineage: Eukaryota; Metazoa; Chordata; Mammalia; Didelphimorphia; Didelphidae. The record is from RefSeq and is a predicted model, not a curated record. Gene Ontology annotation, cellular component: microtubule. Gene Ontology annotation, molecular function: GTP binding. Gene Ontology annotation, biological process: microtubule-based process.
UCCUUUCCUCCUCUGCGUGACUCUUCCUCUGCUCCUGCUCACCUUCACCUACGCCCUCCUCCCUGCUUUGUUCUUAUCCUAUGUCUCUGGCCCUGUGCUAAGUGCUGGAGAUACAUGUAGAGGCAAAAAAGAAGAACCUCGCGUUCUAACCUUCGACGUCCAAGCAAAAGAAGAGCAAACAAAAAACGUUCAGCUUGGGUUCCAGCAAAUAUAUAUAAAGCGAAUUAUGAUCAGGAUAAAUAGGGAAUAGUUUACGGAGGGAAGGCACUAGAAUUAAGAAAAGUUGAAGAAGCAAACUAGGACUUCUUCAUCAAAGAGCUGAAGCAUGAAAUCAAUUUCAGCACCCUCCGAGGUCACAACUAAAAGGAAUUUAUGAUGAUGCACUGAAGAACUUCUUUAGAAAUGUGGAUACUAGAGGAACUGGUAUUUCCAAAGGAAGAAUUUGCUCACUAAAAGCACGAGCAGUCUUGAUUGACAUGGAAGAAGGAGUUGUGAAUGAAAUCCUUCAGGGACCAUUGAAAGAUGUAUUUGAUAGCAAGCAACUCAUCACAAAUGUUUCUGGCUCAGGGAAUAAUUGGGCUGUAGGUUACAAGGUUUUUGGCUCUCAGUACCGAGAUCAGAUUGUGGAGAAACUCAGACAGACAGCAGAGCACUGUGACUGUUUGCAGUGUUUCUUUUUAAUUCACUCCAUGGGAGGAGGGACAGGGUCUGGGCUUGGCACAUUUAUUUUAAAUGUGCUUGAGGAUGAAUUUCCAGAAGUAUACAGAUUUGUGACUUCAGUUUUUCCAUCUGGUGAGGAUGAUGUCAUUACUUCACCAUAUAAUAGUGUUUUGGCAAUGAAGGAACUUAAUGAGCAUGCAGACUGUGUGUUGCCCAUCGAAAAUGAAUCUCUAUUUGACAUCGUUAGUAAAAUUAACCAGAUGAUAAAUUCUGGCAAACCAGGAACAACUGUGAAGCAACAGAGUCUGGUAACUUUAAAUGAAGGUGGCAUUAAAAAAAAGCUGGAUGAAAAACCAUUUGAUAAAAUGAACAAUAUUGUAGCAAAUUUGCUGCUCAACUUAACAAGUUCUUCCAGAUUUGAAGGUUCCCUUAAUAUGGAUCUUAACGAAAUUAGUAUGAAUUUAGUUCCCUUUCCUCAACUUCAUUAUCUUGUUUCAAGCCUCACACCUUUGUAUACAUUGGCAGAUGUAAACAUUCCUCCUCGAAGGUUAGAUCAGAUGUUUUCAGACGCUUUUAGCAAAGACUACCAGCUCAUUCAAGCCGACCCGAAGCAUAGCCUCUACCUUGCUUGUGCCUUGUUAGUUCGAGGAAAUGUGCAGAUUUCAGAUAUUCGAAGAAAUAUUGAAAGAUUGAAAUCUUCUCUCCACUUUGUCUCAUGGAAUCAAGAAGGCUGGAAAACAAGCCUGUGUUCAGUACCACCCGUGGGCCAUUCUCACUCACUCUUGGCACUGGCAAACAACACCUGUGUAAAACCCACCUUCAUGGAGCUUAAAAAUAGAUUCCUGAGACUCUACAAGAAAAAGGCAUGUGUAUUUGACAUUACUUCUUUCAUGGAGAGAAAUCUGUCAGUGAGAUCAUUAUUGAAGUUCUUAAGCUUUCUUGUAUGCCAAGCAGCCCUCUGGGAGUCUCUGGCUCAUCUUCAUCACUACCUACAGGUAGAUAGAAUGGAAGACAGUUGUUUUACAGAAGCCGUAUCAUCUUUGUCAUCUCUCAUAGAGAAAUAUAAUGAAUUAGAUGUCACCAAAGGCUUGCCUAUACAUGAACAAGUUAGACUAAAUAUAGUUAUAUAAAAACACAUCACAAAUCUACAAUUUCAGUUUUUACUUACAAAUGUUUUAGUUUACUGAUGGUUGACUUUUUAGUUUGUUUUUUAAUCACUCAGAAAAUCUUGCUUGAUUUUAUCACUCAAGAAAUCUUCAAUGAUUUUCUUCAGAGUAGCAGAUAGCCUUAAUGUCUUAGAGAAAGGUUUCCUUUAAAAUAGUUUGAUGGAAGUAUAAUAUACCACAUUUGGAAUCAAUGCUGCCUUUGAAUUAUAUCUACAACCAUUUGCCUUAUAAGAGCCAUAUUUUUUUAAGAUUUAUGAGAAGUAUAAAGUCUAAUUGCCUUUUUAUAACCUGGUGUUUGGGAAUUUGUACACUAAUAAAAAGCCUGAUGGGGGCAUAUUUUUUGUAUAGGUAAUAUUCAUAUUUAUUUUGAAAUACUAUCUAGGUACUUAAAUUGUUUUUUAAAACUGAUCUGAUUCUCUGAAAAUUGUUUAAUAAAAAUAUAAAAAGAUGUUGAUUUUAUCACAGAUAUUGGAAAUGAGGCCAGCUUUUGAUUUUUCACUCAGAAUAAUUCAAAAUUAUUUGAAAAUAUAUUAUUUUAUAAUACAACCAUAUUGAUUUCAUGUGCCUUAUUUAUAAACAGUUCUAUUUUUAGAAUUAUUUUGCACAAUAAAGUCUACAAAGAAUACAGAACUUUUAUGAGCUCAGUAUCUUCAGAACAGUGUGGUAUGCUAGAGCUAUAAUAGCUCAGUGAAAUAAAUAUUGCAAAAUUGUUACACUUUGAAA